UAACAAGUAACAGUUUUAGUUUUGAGGUUAUGUUAUGUUAUCACCGGUAAUUGUACUCAUUUAAAACCAUUUUUAGGUCCAGAUUUGUGUAUUUGCAAUGGUUUUUGUUCAUUAAAAGUGAAAAAUGUAUCAAGACAAGAUCGAAGAACUCCAAAACUACUUCAAAACCCAUUGCAAAAUAAAAGAGUACUCGGGGCACUCUUCCAAAGUGCAUUCAGUGGGUUGGAGCUGCGAUGGUAAACGUCUGGCUUCGGGUUCGUUCGAUAAAUCCGURUGUAUCUACACCUUGGACAGGGACCGUUUGAACAAGGAAAUAACUUUUAAGGGCCAUGGGGGCUCAGUAGACCAGUUAUGUUGGCACCAAUCCCAUCCCGACUUACUAAGUACAGCAAGUGGUGACAAAUCUGUUCGAAUUUGGGACACUCGAAUCCAGAAAUGCGUUGCAACAAUCAACACAAAAGGGGAGAAUAUCAACAUUACGUGGUCCCCAAACGGCAAUGCAAUCGCAGUGGGGAAUAAAGAGGAUUUGGUGACUUUUAUCGACGCGAGAAGUCAUAAAAUUGAGGCUGAGGAACAGUUCAAUUUUGAGGUGAAUGAGAUCUCGUGGAAUAACACAAGCGACUUGUUUUUUUUGACAAAUGGYCAAGGUUGUGUCCAUAUUUUGAGUUAUCCUGAGCUGAAAAGACAGCAUAUUUUGAAGGCGCAUCCAGGGACUUGUAUUUGUAUUGAGUUUGACCCCACUGGGAAGUAUUUUGCGACUGGGAGUGCUGAUGCUUUGGUUUCCUUGUGGGAUAUUAAUGAGUUGGCGUGUCAGAGGGUGUUUACAAGAAUGGAUUGGCCCGUGAGGACUAUUUCGUUUAGUUAUGAUGGUCAAUUGUUGGCUUCAGCGUCAGAGGAUUUAAUCAUUGAUAUUGGUUUUGUUGAAACGGGUGAUAAAAUUGCCGAUAUUUCAGUGGAAGCGGCCACUUUUACAGUGGCUUGGCACCCMUCUAUGUARUUUUUGGCAUAUGCUUGUGACGAUAAAGACGCCUAUGACCGGAAACGGGAUGCUGGGAGUUUGAAAGUUUGGGGUUUUCCUUCCGACUGAAAUUAUAUUCUGUUCUGUUGUAUAUUUUUAAUAAAUAAGACUUGAUCACUUAA
This is a messenger RNA of Tribolium madens (black flour beetle), 1140 nucleotides long. RefSeq names its product THO complex subunit 3 (gene tex). NCBI's taxonomy places the organism in Eukaryota, Metazoa, Arthropoda, Insecta, Coleoptera, Tenebrionidae. The record is from RefSeq and is a predicted model, not a curated record. Bases 125 to 1087 code for a protein of 320 amino acids. Gene Ontology annotation, cellular component: THO complex part of transcription export complex. The transcript has 3 exons. Gene Ontology annotation, biological process: mRNA export from nucleus. Gene Ontology annotation, molecular function: protein binding.